AUGCUUCGGUCUGGGCUGGUCCAUCUCAGGAACCCAGUGCCACUGAAGAGCAUCUCUAUGACCCUUUCCACAAAUGACUUCGUGGCUGGGGUCUCUGCAACCUUAAACUAUGAGAAUGAGGAGAAAGUCCCCUUGGAGGCCUUCUUUGUGUUCCCCAUGGAUGAAGACUCUGCUGCCUACAGCUUUGAGGCCUUGGCAGAACUGCAGGAGAAGAUGAAGGCUCAUAGCAGCUAUGAGGAUGCCCUCACCCAGGGUCACGAGGCCUACUUAUUGGAAACAGACAACUAUUCUAGGGAUGUCUUCUCUUGCAAUGUGGGGAACCUACAGCCUGGUGCCAUGGUGGCACUUACUCUGCAGUAUGUGCAGGAGCUGUCCCUGGAAGCAGAUGGGGCUCUCUGCUACAUGCUCCCAGCAAUCCUGAAUCCUAGGUACCAGCUAUCCGGCCAGUCUGGGGACAGUUGCCAGGAUCUGAGGACUCCCAUAGUCCCUUUAGAGGACCCACCCUACACACUCACCCUGGUGGUCAUCAUCAGCUCCCAGCACGGCAUCGAGAGGGUCCAAUCCAACUGUUCCUUGAAUCCUGUUGAGUACCUUGGACAAGAUAAGACUUCUGCCCAGGUUUCCUUGGCUGAAGGACACAAGUUUGAUCGGGAUGUGGAGUUCCUGAUUUACUACGGGGAGGUGCACAGCCCCAGUGUAUCUGUGGAGAUGGGGAUGCCUGAGAUGAAGCCUUAUAGUUUGAUGGGAGCUCCUUCUGCAAUGGUGAGUUUCUAUCCAGAUAUCCCAGAAGCAGAGACCUUCAGGAGCUGUGGAGAAUUUGUCUUCCUCAUGGACCGCUCAGGAAGUAUGGACUCCCCCAUGAGUAACCAAGAAAUGUCUCAGCUGCGGAUAGAUACUGCCAAGGAAACACUGACUCUUCUAAUGAAGAGUUUGCCUCUAGGCUGCUAUUUCAAUAUUUAUGGAUUUGGAUCUUCCUAUGAAUCAUUCUUUCCAACGAGUGUGCAGUACACUCAGAAAACAAUGCUUUUUGUCUUCACAGAUGGAGAAGUUAAUGACACAUUUAGUGUUAUUAAAGAGGUUAAGCUGAACAGGAAGAAGCACAGAUGUUUCUCAUUUGGAAUUGGAGAAGGUGCUUCCAGCAGUUUAAUAAAAGGCAUUGCCCAGGUCGGGGGCUCCUCAGAGUUUAUCACAGGCAAGGACAGGAUACAGACGAAGGCUCUCAGAUCCCUGAAGUCUGGUCUACAGACUGCAGUGGAGGGUAUCUGUCUUAGCUGGGAUUUGCCUGCUGGUCUGUCUGCUAACCUGUGUGCUCCAGAACAGACUGUCAUCUUUAGAGGUCAGAGGUUAAUAAUCUAUGCCCAGCUGACUGGGACGAUGCCUCAAGCAGAGGCCUCAGGAAAAGUGUGCCUCAAGUACACCCUCCAGGGCAAAAGUUUUGAGGAAGAGAUGAGAUUUUCCCUACAGCCCAAGGCAAAUCCCAGUUUCACCAUUCACCGUCUGGCUGCAAAGUCCUUGAUUCAGAACAAGGACUUGGGCUCCCAUCAGACCUCAGAAAGUGACAAAGAAGAUGUGUUGAAAGUCAGCAUUCAGUCUGGAGUCCUCAGCUCCUUCACAGCUUUUGUUGCCAUAAACAAGGAGCUCAACCAGCCAGUGCAGGGGCCCCUGGCUCAGAGGAACAUUCCAGGUCCUGUGCUAUUAGGAUCUAGGUUUUCAUACUCAGGAUGCUCGUACUCCAUGUGUCCUAUCAAUUCAUGUACAAAUGGUGAUGAGUACUAUGAUGAUGUCAUGGACUGUGAACUAAACAGUCAGGAUCCCCAUUUGUCUAUUGGAGAAAAUGGUGUUGUGCAGCUGAUUUCUCUCCAAAAGGCAAAUGGUUCUUGGGAUCUAGAUGAGGAUUUAGCCAAGGUCCUGGGUUCUAAUUUGGGAGACAUACAGGCUGCAAACCCUGCCAAGGUGAGAUGCAAAGUAAAACAAAGGACUGAGUAUGCAUUUCAUGGAGUUAAGUACAUACUCUUGUCGCCCCUCCUCACAGGUUCCUCCAUCCCCAUGCUUGUACAAGCCACGAACUCAUUCUUGAAAUUGUCUGUGGAUCCUGCUAUCUUGGACUUCUGAGGA
Molecule: messenger RNA, 2115 nt
Organism: Nannospalax galili (Upper Galilee mountains blind mole rat)
Lineage: Eukaryota; Metazoa; Chordata; Mammalia; Rodentia; Spalacidae
Product: von Willebrand factor A domain-containing protein 5A-like
Source: RefSeq, a predicted model, not a curated record